GCCAUUCAUACGCGCUUCCAUCAACCCUUUGGUCUUGGAAGCCAAAUCAAACCUUUCCUUCAAUCCUCAAAUUUUCGAAAAUUUUCUCUUUUGCUUUACGUUCUCUCAAUUCUUAUUUGUAAGAAAGUUUGUUCCUUUAAUCAAUCAAAUCAAAGAGACUUUUGAAGAUUGUUUCCCAAUUUGCGUCAAUCGGGAUCGAGUCAAAUCUGAAAUCUUCUCCACUCAUCAUCUGGUACGUUUGAUGAUUCCAAAUCAGAAACAUUAAAGGACAAGAAAUGUUCGAAUUUUUGAUUGAUUCUCUCUGAUUUUCAAUCAUUUGGUUGUAGAAGCAAAAGGGUUUGGUUCAUUCAUUCUCUCGUGUUGCCCUUAUUUCGGAUUCGGAUAGAUUUGGAGCUAAAUUAGGGGUUUUGACUUUUUUAGUUUCUCCCAUUCAAUAAAUUUCGAAGCUUGUGAGGGAAAAGUCUUGGUUUUUAUUGUCAUUUAUUACUUUGCUUCUUAAAGCUUGAGAGAUCGAUUCGUAUAUUGAUUCAAACACUUGACAGUUGUGUCUUAAACUGGAAUUGUUGCAAUUAAAUGUUUAUGUUUUCAAUGAGUCUCUCUAGUUGAGUUUGAUUUCAGCUUCUUGUUCUAUCCAACAGACUAUAAGACUUAAUCAAGGGACUUUUUGUUCGGGUUUGGUUUUAAACGUCUUGGAUUCGAAGUGGUUAAGGUAUGGAUGAAAAUAAUGGAGGUUCAAGCUCACUUCCACCUUUCCUUACUAAAACAUAUGAAAUGGUUGAUGAUUCUUCUUCUGACUCGGUCGUUGCUUGGAGCGAAAACAACAAAAGCUUCAUCGUCAAGAAUCCAGCAGAGUUUUCAAGAGACCUUCUUCCGAGAUUCUUCAAGCAUAAGAAUUUCUCAAGUUUCAUCCGUCAGCUUAAUACAUAUGGUUUUCGAAAAGUAGAUCCUGAGAAAUGGGAAUUCUUGAAUGAUGAUUUUGUUAGAGGUCGACCUUACCUUAUGAAGAACAUUCAUAGACGAAAACCGGUUCAUAGCCACUCGUUAGUGAAUCUACAAGCGCAAAAUCCUUUGACGGAAUCAGAAAGACGGAGCAUGGAGGAUCAGAUAGAAAGACUGAAAAAUGAGAAAGAAGGCCUUCUUGCGGAGUUACAGAACCAAGAGCAAGAACGGAAAGAGUUUGAGCUGCAAGUAACGACAUUGAAAGAUCGGUUACAACAUAUGGAACAACAUCAGAAAUCAAUAGUGGCAUAUGUUUCACAGGUUUUGGGAAAACCAGGACUUUCACUAAACCUCGAAAACCAUGAGAGAAGAAAAAGAAGAUUUCAAGAGAACUCUCUUCCUCCAAGCAGUUCACACAUAGAACAGGUCGAAAAGUUAGAAUCUUCGCUAACGUUUUGGGAGAAUCUUGUAUCGGAAUCAUGCGAGAAGAGCGGUUUGCAGUCAUCAAGCAUGGAUCAUGAUGCAGCUGAGUCAAGUCUAAGUAUUGGCGAUACACGACCCAAAUCAUCGAAGAUUGAUAUGAACUCAGAGCCGCCCGUUACCGUUACUGCGCCUGCUCCAAAAACAGGCGUUAACGAUGACUUUUGGGAACAAUGUUUGACAGAGAACCCUGGAUCAACCGAGCAACAAGAAGUUCAGUCAGAGAGAAGAGAUGUCGGUAAUGAUAAUAAUGGUAAUAAGAUUGGAAAUCAAAGGACGUAUUGGUGGAAUUCAGGGAAUGUAAAUAACAUUACAGAGAAAGCUUCUUGACAUGAAUGAGGUUUUUGUAAAAUAGUUUUCUUUUGGUUCCACUGAGAUUAUUGUAUGUGUUCAUUAUUUAUUACUCUGUUUCUGUAAAAACAAAUCUCUCUAUUGUUUGAGGCAGGAGUGACAUAAAUGCAUAUGCAGAAUUGGUUUCUUUGCCUUCA
Molecule: messenger RNA, 1907 nt
Organism: Arabidopsis thaliana (thale cress)
Lineage: Eukaryota; Viridiplantae; Streptophyta; Magnoliopsida; Brassicales; Brassicaceae
Gene: RHA1
Product: winged-helix DNA-binding transcription factor family protein
Exons: 2
Coding region: 712-1749 (345 amino acids)
Biological process (GO): regulation of DNA-templated transcription
Cellular component (GO): nucleus
Molecular function (GO): DNA-binding transcription factor activity; sequence-specific DNA binding
Source: RefSeq, marked reviewed